This is a messenger RNA of Rotaria sp. Silwood1, 1635 nucleotides long. NCBI's taxonomy places the organism in Eukaryota, Metazoa, Rotifera, Eurotatoria, Philodinida, Philodinidae. The record is from the annotation of a GenBank genome assembly.
AUGACCUCACCGUUUGGGAAUAUAUCUCCAUUGAUAAUAAAUGAUAAUACACAAGUAUUACCUAAUAUAGUAUCAUCAUCAACAGUAAUUAAUCCAUUAUUAACAAGUUCAGAUUCAUCAUCGAUUCUUUUGGAAUCACUUCCACCAUGUCUAGCUGCUCCAGUUGGAUGGCAGAGUGAAAUUAUUCAUGGACAAACAUCUAUAUCACCAUAUAAUGAAAUUGAUACAAAUAAUAUUCUUAUUAAUAAUACCACCCAAGAUUAUUAUACAACAAAUACUAUUAUUAAUAAUCCUGAACAAGAUUAUUGUACAACAAAUACAAGUAAUAUUCUUCUUAAUAAUACAAAUGAUAUUCUUCUUAAUAAUUAUCAAGAAGUUUAUGAUACAAAUAAUAUUACAACAAUACCAACAAAUAUAACAAGUCAUCAGAAUGAAUAUAUAAAUUUAUCAUCAGUUAAUAAUGCAAUAAACCAACAACAAACAAUAUUAACUGAACAACAAAAUAUAAUAAAUAAUAAUGUUAAACUAAAUGAUCAACCACCAAUUAUUAUUCGUAAAAAAAUAACAAAUCCUGUUACAUAUAAACAAAAUGUAACCAUAAGAUAUUUAAAACCACCUACACCACCACCACCGGGACCACUUAUUAUUCGUGAAGUUCGUCCACCACCACCACCUCCACAAUCACCUAUUCAAAUUCGACAACGUCCUCCACCAUGUCCUACACCACCACCAAUAAUACUUCGAGAACGACCUCCUCCAAUACCACCACGAAUUCCCGCAACAGUUGUUGAAAAAGUAAUACCUACACCACGACCACGACGUCGUAUUGUAGUCGAACGUUAUCCGCCAUGUCCACCUAAACCAUCGGAUGUUAUUAUUGAACGUUGGUUACCAUAUAAACAAACGAAUCAACGACCUAUACUUGUCGAACGAGCACCACCACCUUGCAUACCACUACAAGAACCGAAUCUACUUGUUUUACAUGAUGCACCUCAAGCACGUAUUUGUAAAGAAUUUAUAAAUGAAGGAGUUAUUCGAGCUGAUCCUCGGUCUUAUCUUCAACGAUAUGGUGCUGAGAUUAAUAUAUCGAAUACGAGUCCACUACAUUCAUAUCUAGUUAAUGAAGCAAGUCGUGUGGUUCCACCACCACCACUACCAGUAACAUCUAUUAGUAGUCGUUAUCGAGAUGAUAGUUAUGAUCCUUAUUGUGAUGGAUACCGACGUGCUCCAUCUCCUCCUAUACUUCGUACAUGGGAAAGAACGAGACGUGAACCAUCAUUAACUCGUUCUUCAUCUUAUUUAUGUGAUUACUCAGACUAUGAUUCACCUUAUAGGUAUUGUACACAAUCCUCACGUAAAUAUGAAUAUGAUCCUUGUCGUUAUUAUGAUGAUUAUUGUGAAGGUCGAAGAAGCUAUACAACAAUGAGAGAUGUAACAUCUUCAUGGAAUCGUUAUUGUAAUUCAUCACCUUAUGAUCCAUGUUUAUCAUCUUAUUAUCCAAGUUCACCAUCUUAUUAUAGAAGUUCAUCAUGUUAUACACCUCGAACAAUUCGUGUUUGUUCUGAUGAUGAACUUCGUGAUGUUCUCUGCGAUCUAACCAAUGGUCAUGUACCACCUGAACUUCGUACAUAUUAA